Chenopodium quinoa (quinoa) is the source of this 3429-nucleotide messenger RNA. Its product is annotated as chloride channel protein CLC-c-like. Gene Ontology annotation, biological process: chloride transport; transmembrane transport. Bases 535 to 2880 code for a protein of 781 amino acids. The record is from RefSeq and is a predicted model, not a curated record. Gene Ontology annotation, molecular function: voltage-gated chloride channel activity. NCBI's taxonomy places the organism in Eukaryota, Viridiplantae, Streptophyta, Magnoliopsida, Caryophyllales, Amaranthaceae. Gene Ontology annotation, cellular component: plant-type vacuole membrane; intracellular membrane-bounded organelle. The transcript is spliced from 8 exons.
CAAAAAAAAAAAAAAAAAUCAACUCAUCCUAUAUUCUCCAAUUCAUACCAAAAAAAAAAAGAAAUAAAAGCAUGCUAAGCCUCCCCAUAAUCCAACAAUUUCACAAGCAUCAUGUUCUAAACCUUGAAUUACAUGUUCUCUCCAAUUUUUAUACGGAGUACCCCGCAUUCUUCAUUAGCUCUGCACAAACAAACAAGAUUACUGUUCCCGAAAUUUUCUCUCUCCAAUCUCUAAAGGACAGCUUGUCUUCUAUUUCUUGAUUAAAUACCACAUCUCUAUUUUGCGUUACCUGGAAUUUUUUUUCCUAAAUCAUCAAUGAUUUAGUUGUGAAUUUUACUUUUGAAUUUCCUAAAAUUUCUUCUUUUACUGUCAUAAUUGCUGGAUUGGAUUUGUUUUUCAUUGGGGGUUGCUUCAAUAUCACUCCAACUUUUCUGGGUGUUCUGAAUUCUGCUGAUUGAUCAGAGGAGGACUCUCAAAUAUAGGAACAGGGUUGUGGUAGGAAAGUGAUCCUAUACAUACUAUAGCUACUUGGGCAUGGAGCCACAUAGUAAUGAUGUGAACCACAAUGAUGAAGAGAAUGAUGUGGAAAACCUUGGUGAAUCGGAUGGCAGGGAAGAAGAGAAAUGGUCAACCUUGUCGGAGAGGAACAUGUCGAUGAGGAUGCCACUUCUGAGAAAAAGGACAAAUACUACCUCGCAGAUUGCUGUUAUCGGUGCCAAUGCCUGUCCCAUUGAGAGUCUUGACUAUGAGAUGAUUGAAAAUGAAUUGUUUAAGCAAGAUUGGAGAGGAAGAAAAAAGGUUCAAAUAUUUCAGUAUGUGUUCCUAAAGUGGGGAUUGGCUCUCCUCAUUGGUCUUACUACUGGACUUAUUGGCUUCUUCAACAACAUUGCAGUUGAAAAUAUAUCUGGUUUCAAAUUGUUGCUCACUAACAAACUCAUGCUUCAGGGAAGUUACUUCAAGGCUUUUCUUGCAUUUGCUGGAUUGAAUAUAACGUUUGCUGCUGCUGCCGGAUCACUUUGUGCCUUUUUGGCUCCUGCUGCUGCGGGAUCUGGUAUCCCUGAGGUCAAAGCUUAUCUUAACGGUGUUGAUGCUCCCUCAAUCUUGGCUCCUAGCACACUCUUUGUAAAGAUCUUUGGUUCUGUUCUUGGUGUUUCUGCUGGGUUUGUUGUUGGUAAGGAAGGCCCUAUGGUUCAUACUGGGGCUUGCAUCGCCAAUCUACUUGGUCAGGGUGGCUCUCGCAAGUAUGGUUUGACCUGGAAUUGGCUCAGAUAUUUCAAGAAUGAUAGAGACCGGCGAGAUUUGAUCACCUGUGGUGCUGCAGCUGGAGUGGCUGCUGCUUUUCGUGCUCCUGUUGGUGGUGUACUUUUUGCCCUUGAAGAAGCAGCCUCCUGGUGGCGGAGUGCUCUUCUUUGGAGGACAUUUUUUACCACAGCUGUAGUUGCCAUAGUUUUGAGAAGCUUAAUCCAAUAUUGUUGGAAUGGGAAAUGUGGUCUGUUUGGUCAGGGUGGGCUAAUCAUGUAUGAUGUCAGUAAAGAGGUCUCAAGUUAUGGUAGUUAUGAUAUCCUGGCUGUGAUAGUUCUUGGACUUAUCGGAGGUGUUCUGGGCAGCUUUUAUAAUUAUCUUGUUGACAAGGUCCUCCGCACUUACAGCGUCAUUAAUGAAAAAGGUCCGUCCUUCAGAGUUUUGCUUGUUAUAAUUAUAUCUGUCCUGACAACAUGCUGUGCCUUCGGCCUUCCAUGGCUCGUAAGUUGCACUCCAUGUCCUACAGAUACAACGCACGAGUGCCCAACUAUUGGUGAAAUCGGGCAUUACAAAAGCUUUCAAUGUCCACCUGGCUCCUACAAUGAUCUUGCUUCCCUCUUCCUCACCACAAGCGAUGAUGCUAUACGCAAUCUUUUCAGCAACACAAUCAUAAGAGAAUUUCAGAUGUCUUCACUCUACAUAUUCUUUGUUACAAUUUAUUUCCUUGGGAUCAUCACUUAUGGGAUUGCAGUACCCGCAGGACUAUUCAUACCUGUAAUUUUAGCCGGAAGUGUUUAUGGUCGUAUUGUAGGUAGAGUCUUUCACUCUGUGUCAGUGCUUGAUACGGGUCUAUUCUCUCUACUGGGAGCUGCCUCAUUUCUCGGGGGUACAAUGAGAAUGACAGUCUCUUUAUGUGUGAUACUGCUUGAGCUUACCAAUAAUCUAUUACUUCUUCCCCUUGUGAUGAUAGUUCUCCUCAUAUCUAAAUCAGUGGCUGAUUGCUUCAACCGUGGUGUAUAUGACCAAAUAGUGAAACUAAAAGGGUUGCCAUAUUUGGAAGCUCAUGCAGAGCCUUAUAUGAAGCACUUGGUGGCCUGCGACGCUGUUUCUGGUCCAUUAGUCACUUUUUCAGGUCUGGAGAAGGUGGAAACUAUUGUGCAUGCUUUGCAAAGUACAGGGCAUAAUGGUUUUCCUGUUAUUGGUGAACCACCUUUCUCAGAGUCACCCGAGUUGUGUGGAUUGGUUCUGAGGUCACAUCUGCUUGUUUUGCUGAAGGCAAAGUAUUUCUCCAAAGAGAGGAGGCUUUCGGGUAGAGAUAUCUUAAAUAAGUUCUCUCCCUCUGACUUUGCUAAGCCUGGGACCGGUAAAGGGCUCAAGUUGGAGGAUAUAUCUUUAACAGAGGAAGAGAUGGAUAUGUAUAUUGAUCUUCAUCCAAUAACUAAUGCUUCUCCAUAUACUGUGCUUGAGACUAUGUCGUUGGCCAAAGCUAUGAUUCUCUUCAGGCAACUUGGACUGAGACAUAUGUGCGUCGUACCAAAGAGUCAAGGGAGACCUCCAAUCGUUGGAAUUUUAACGCGACAUGACUUCAUGUCUGAGCAUAUACUUGGACUCUACCCCCAUAUGAGGCAGCACAAGUAAAAUUAUCCAUGGAGAUCUCAAUGUCCGGUGGAUAUUCUGGCUUCUCAUUUAUUCAGCUAUUCUUUUUUCCCAUUUCCCCCCCUAUUUGUCGAAGCAUGUGAAGUGUCGCGACAUUUGAAGUUGGUUUGGAAUUAAGAGACAUAUCAAGUGUCCGCCUGGAAUUUAGGAGGACUGCGUUUUCAAGCAAGGAUGACGGUUGAUUGGUGUCUCACACUCCUAUGACGUGAAUAUUCAUCAUAAUUUCUAUUACUUCAACUUAGGAGUGUUAAAAAAAUUUCAUCAGAAAAUAGGCUCCUAUGAUCAUGCUUAUGGCUUGGGAGAUUUUUUACAUAAUACUGGAAUGUUAAUAAUGAAGUUUUGUUUUCAAUUUUCUGAGGGGUAGGGAUGAUGAGAGCCUGAGAGGUUCAUUCAUAUUCACAGAAUCUGUACCUGAAAAUUUUCAUUUUUUUUUUUUUGAUAUUUAAAUAUAUAUAUUGUCUGUAAAUUUCAAGACAGAAUUUUCCUAAAUAAUUAGUUAAUUACUGGUAUCUUAAUAUCAGUGCCUUGUUA